Molecule: messenger RNA, 8413 nt
Organism: Corythoichthys intestinalis (scribbled pipefish)
Lineage: Eukaryota; Metazoa; Chordata; Actinopteri; Syngnathiformes; Syngnathidae
Product: serine/threonine-protein kinase 32C-like
Exons: 12
Coding region: 361-1677 (438 amino acids)
Biological process (GO): protein phosphorylation
Molecular function (GO): ATP binding; protein kinase activity
Source: RefSeq, a predicted model, not a curated record
AGGCAGCACGAGUGAAGUCCGUGUGCUUCUUUCAGACACUACGAAAGACAGCCGACCAUAAUCGACACCGAGAGACGAGCAUUAUCGUGCCUGUGGAACUUGCUUUAAAACAUUUUCACGUCACGACAGUGACUCCUUUUUUUUUGUAGACUCGUGACAAAAAAAAAAAAAGGACUUCCAACUCGCUCUGCCCUUACAUCCGCCUCACUAAAUAACUGUAACACGAGCGGCAUAAAACAAAUAAACCACGGACACGAUUUGCGUGAAAUGUGUGCCCGGUCGUUACAGUUUACCAGUUGGAGUCUUCCACUCUGAGGUAUAGUUUCUCUUCAAGAGGCAAGGAAUGCUAUCUGAGCAUCAAUGUUUCACUGGGGAAAGUGGAAGAAGAGGAUGGGAGCAAAUAGUUCUUCAAAAAGACCCGUUUUUGACGAAAAGGAAGAUGUGAACUUUGACCACUUUCAGAUAUUGCGGGCCAUUGGGAAAGGCAGCUUUGGAAAGGUAUGCAUCGUGCAAAAAAGGGACACAGAGAAGAUGUACGCCAUGAAGUACAUGAACAAACAACAAUGUAUAGAAAGAGAUGAGGUCCGAAACGUCUUUAGAGAGCUUGAGAUUCUACAGGAAAUUGAACAUGUGUUUUUAGUAAAUCUCUGGUAUUCAUUCCAGGAUGAGGAAGACAUGUUUAUGGUUGUGGAUCUCCUGCUUGGAGGAGACCUCCGUUACCACCUGCAGCAAAGUGUCUCAUUCAGCGAGGACGCUGUUAAACUUUACCUUUGUGAAAUGACACUUGCACUAGACUACCUACAAAGCCAGCACAUCAUUCAUAGAGAUGUCAAACCAGACAACAUUCUUUUGGAUGAGCAAGGCCAUGCUCAUCUGACAGACUUCAACAUAGCCACAAUAAUAAAGGAUGGAGAACGAGCAACGGCCUUAGCUGGAACCAAGCCAUAUAUGGCUCCCGAGAUCUUUCAGUCCUUUAUGAACGGCGGGAUGGGCUAUGCCUUUGAGGUUGACUGGUGGUCAUUAGGGGUGACAGUAUUCGAAGUACUACGGGGAUGGAGGCCCUAUGACAUUCAUGCCAGUAACUCGCUAGAGUCUCUCAUCCAGCUCUUCAGCACAGUCAGUGUCCAGUACAGUCCAGCCUGGCCCAAAGACCUUGUGUCUCUCUUGAGAAAGUUACUUACGGUGAAUCCUGAGCAUCGUUUCUCCAGCCUGACUGACAUGCAGACCUCUCCCUACCUCGCUGGCAUCAACUGGGACGCCAUUUAUGAAAAGAAGAUGGAUGCUGGAUUUGUUCCGAAUAAAGGUCGCCUCCACUGCGACCCCACCUUUGAGCUGGAGGAGAUGAUCUUGGAAUCGCGUCCCUUGCACAAAAAGAAGAAAAGACUGGCAAAGAGCCGGUCUCGUGACAACAGCAAAGAUUCACAGUCUGAGAAUGAUUAUCUACAGGAGUGCCUUGAAGCGGUGCAGCAAGAGUUCAUGAUCUUCAACCGUGAGAAGUUGAAAAAGCGUCAGGAAAGUCAAAGCGAGGCUGGAGGUGACGACGGAGAUGGAGAGGCAGAGGCUGGCGUCACCGAUGACGAUGUGGCCGAGCCUGAACCGGAACCAGAACCUGAGCCGGAGUCCUCUUCCAAACUGAGCAUGUGUGGCUCUGUGUGCUCCUCCCCUGGCAGCUGCUAGUGCCACAUCCGCUCACAGCGCAGGAUCAAGGAUGAAGGUCUCUCAGUGCCAUGCCCGUAGAUAUAUUCUUCUCUCCUCUCUCAUUUGCAGUAGCCAGGAGGGGAGGAAGCACACAGCAGGGGGACAGACGCACUGCUGGACCCAAUUAGUUUUAUUCUGUAGCACCGUUCCCCGGUAAGGCAAGAAUGAAGCAAAAUCACCACCUACGUUCUCCGUCCUUCACAAUGCUCCAACUUCUAUGCAAUGUUACACUUCAUUCACAGCAUGACAAACAAUAUCACACACUAGGAGAUGAAGCAGAAUGCUCGGUCAUGAUGAUGACAUCCUGAGCAAUAGCUGUUUGCGAUAUUUUGGUGGCUUUGGUGGUUUUAGUAGAGAUGCUUCCCUCCUCUUCUUCAGAAUGAGCCUGGGAGGACUGAAUUAUUCAACAUGCGCAGGCAGUUUUACAGUUUUAGCCUCUCUACUUUAUUCUUCCCCUCAGCUUCUCUUAUGUCAUGAAUGCCCUAAUUCAGAGCAAUUGUUUUUCUUCCCCCCCAAAAUCCCGGUAUGCUUCUAUUGCCACACCUUCACACUGAUGUAAUAGGGCCAAACUAAAUUGUAUUAGUUGACAUAUAUUUGCAUUAUUCUAAUUUAAAUGAGUGAUUAUACAGAUAAAUAAUAUUCAUGACUAAAAUUUAUAUCUUCUGUAAUGGUAAAUGGUGUUAUACUUAUAUAGCGCUUUUCCACCUUUCAAGGCGCUCAUAAAUGAAAUACAUCUGCUAAAUUAGUGCACACAUGAAAAUAGUCAGUGUCACUCAUGUCAUAAACUUACCUAAAUUGUCGGACUAUAAGCCGCUACUUUUUUUCCCCCUUAUUUUGAAUCCUGCAGCUUAUUUGUUGAUUUAUUUUGAUUACCGUAUUUUUCGGACAAUAAGUCGCACCUGAGUAUAAGUCACACCAGCCAUAAAAUGCCCAACGAAGAGGAAAAAAACAUAUAUAAGUUGCACCGGAAUAUAAGUCACAUUUUGGGGGGAAAUUUACUUGAUAAGAUCCAACACAUAGAACACAUGUUAUCUUGAAAAGCAAUUUAAUAUAAAAAUACAAUAGAGAACAACAUGCUGAAUACCGUAAUUUCCUAAAUAUAAGGCGCACCCGUGUAUAAUGCGCACCCCAAAUUUACUUGUAAAAUCUAAGGAAAAUUAGUGUACCCGUUUAUAACGCGCACAGUAAAUAGAAGAAUACAAGAAAACACAGCUCGUGUACAGAUACAGAAAUGUCAUUUUACUGACUGGUGAAACACAGCACAAGCAUAGCACAUUGGUAGUUCAAAACAUUACCAUAAACUGACAAUAUUUACGGUAAUAAUAUGAUUUGACAACUUCUCCAACUUACCAGAAUCUAGGAGAAAACAAAACAGAUGUGACUUUUCUUUUAAAGGCUGCUGUAUAACUUGCUCGUUUCAUCAUGAUGAAUCAAUGUUUCUUCCAUGGAUUGAUACGGUAAAAUGAAAGUGAGAACGUAAAUCGGAAAUCCGUGAGAGCUCAUUGCUGUCGACACGACAGUAACAAUAGGAACUAUUGUUAUUUGGGUUUGAGUUUCCCGAGGGACAGAUAUAGCUGACGGACACAGGAAGUCUGUGUGCUUACGUUUGUUAUGGUCCGAGUUGCGGAGCUGCAAUAAACGUUGACUCAAAUGAGUUCAAGAAACUAAAUUCUGUGCUUUAUUAAGAGUGAAAAAAGCAGAAUUUAACACAGAUGGAAUCAUUCGGUCGAUUAGAGUGAAGUAUUACCGAAACAAAAUGGUGAUGUCACGUACCGUAAUGGUCGCCAACGGACCGCCGCAUACGUUUCUUCAGCACAACGUGGCCAUGUCAAUUUAAAAAAAAUUGUUUUAUAUAUAUAUAUAUAUAUGUUUCCAUCCAUGUACCCGUUUAUAAUGCGCACCAUGAUUUUACAAGUUGAUUUUGGGGAAAAAAGUGUGCGUUAUAUUCGGGAAAUUACGGUAAGUGUACAGUAUGCGAAAUGUGGAUAUACUGUCCUCACCAGGACGCUACGGCUCGGUCCUGGCGAUACGGCAAGCUAAACUCCUAAAUGACGAUGCUGGACGUCCGUAUAAUUUGCUGAAACAAUUUUGUCCUCGAUAGCAAACAGGUUCGCAUCAACGUGAAUAAAUGAUAAUUACCUACUAUUACAGCAACGACACAAAUGGUUUGCAUGCGUUCGCUAGCAUUAGCACAUCGUUCAAACAACCACACAACUGUCGCUAAGUGUCCGAUCGCGGGUGGAAAACACACAACAACAACAGAAAAGAGUAUACACACAGGCGUUGCCUCUGUAGAUAUUUUACAAGCAUAAACAAUGAACGUAGGUUCGCAGCCUUGUUUCUCUCGCUCUCCCUCGCCCACUCGCUCAGAGACUGUGCGUAGCUCUCAGUCUUCUUCGGGCGUGUGAGCCCUCUUCUUCGCGUAAAGAAGUGCGAGUGCGCCCCCACUUGGGCGUGAAAGCGCCACAAACUAAAAGCAUGCUUUAAAUUAAAAAAAAAAAAAAGUCAAUAAUGCAAUUGAACACACAUUGCCAAAGGCAGAACGCGAACGUGGCCAUAGCUAUUAAGAGUUAUUCAGAUAACUACAGCAUAAAGAACAUGCCAACAAGUUUACCAAACCAUCAGUGUCACUCCAAAACACCAAAAUAACAUGUGAAAUGAUAUCAGAAUGUGUUAAUAAUUUCACACUUAAGUCGCUCCUGAGUAUAAGUCGCACCCCCAGCCAAACUAUGAAAAAAAAAAAAACGGCGACUCAUAGUCCGAAAUAUACGGUAAUAGCUAACACUUUUUUUUUUGACAGCGGCGUCAUAAGACUGCCGUAAGACCGUCAUAAUUAUGACAGGGCUCUAUCAUGGGCAUUAACGACAUUAUGAAAUAUGUCACUAACUCCAUUCAUGUCCAGCUCGGCUCUUUACAUCCCAUUCAAAAGUGAGAUAAUUUGCCGGAUGACACAAAAUGACAUCUGUCAUAAACAUUCAUUAAUGCUCAUGGCAGUGUCAUGUCAUAAUUAUGAUGGUCUUAUGACAGUCUUAUGGCACCACUGUCAAAUAUAGUGUUACCAAACACCAUAACUAGCAAUUAAUGAAACAACUGGAACAUUAACUGAAGAUGUAAUUAGCACAGAACAUUAAUUUUGAUUGUUGUUUACACAUGUAGCGCUGCAAUGCAUGAUAGGAUGCAUGUUGGACGACAACAAUGUUGAUAGCAGGUGGCAGCAGAGGUUGACGGUCUCCCCCAAGGGAGCAGUGAUGGCCAAAUGAACCUUCUUGAAGCAAUGAAUGGUGGUUCAUUUGAUCGUAUGACAGUCUUAUGAUGCCUCUGUCAAAUAUAGUGUUACCGGUUAAUAUCUUUUGGUGUAAAUAUCCCAUGAUACAGUGAAGACAGCUGCAGCUUAUGGUCCAGUGUGGCUAAUCUAUGAACAAAUGCUGUUUUCGUGUCAAAUUUGGUGAGUCGCGGGUUAUAUUCAGGUGCGCCUUAUAGUCUGAAAAUUACGGUAGUUUUUCUUCACUAAGUUCUCUAGUGUUAUAUAUUGGAGAUCACCGUCCUGCAGUGCUCAUUCUGAGGAUUAAACUGAUUUAGCUGUUUGUAUUUGAAAUUGUUUUCACCAUCUAGUCCAGUGGUAUAUUUAAUUCAGGACCGUUUUCAUUUUAAGCAUGGAACAUGUAGCAAUGAUCCACCUUAAAGCCCGACAGUAAAUGAAGAACAUGUAAAUAGUGCACAUUGUAGGUAAAUUACUUCACCACAGUUUUAUGUGGGACUGAUAAAAUCGAUAUAUUUCAAUUGAACUAAAGGAAGAAGCGUGUGAAGUCAGUCUUUCACAUUGCUUCGUUCUGCUAUCUGCUCCAAGUGUGCAGGCACAUCUUGUAGGCAAAAUAGGCCAAAGCUUUUCUACCAUUUGCAUAACCAUUUCUAAGAAAGUGUGUGAAUGUAUGUAUUUCUGUAUAAAUCCAGUAUCCAAUCAUUGCCAAUAUGUAGAUAGGUUCAUAAUUCUGGUAUUGAGGGAAUUUAAUGGCACGCAAGAAAGCUGAAAGAAUUAAAAUAAUUAAAAGUAGCAAUGUUGAGAAAUGACCUAAAACUGGUUUCUGACAGUCAAACCCAAAUUCAUUUUUAUACACAUAGACAGGCACAUGUCAAAAUGCAAUUUAAGAGUUUAAAAUUAGCUCGCCAGUGUAUCAUGGCAAAAAUGUAAUGUCUUUACUAUUUUUACAGUACACUGCUACAUUUAUUAACGAAAUAAUAAAGCUGUUUUCUUCUGGUAUUUGCUUAACUAAGAUAAUCAACCGAUCUCACAGUGGUUGGAUACAAUUCAUCACAGAAAGUUGGACAAUGUUUUGGAUUUUGUAUGGAAAAAUAUUUAUGGAAACUAAUGAAAAUAAAUGCAUUCUUAUCAAUUUAUACAAUUGUGGGAAUAGGAUAACCACUCUAUGUUAUGCCGCCGAUAUGCUUCAUGUAUCUCAUUUCUGACCAUUACACCUGCAUUGGAUCUGAUCCCAAAAUGCAACUUUAAUGUUUUCAACAACGUCGAUAUAAUAAUAAUCUAAAUCUUUAUAUGGCACAACAAAGCAUUGCUCAAUUACCACCAUAUUAGCUGAUUUUCUUUGGAUUGUUUUAGAUUUUUGUCCCCAAAAUGAUUCUAAUGCUGUAAACUAGUACUGUGCAACUUGCCUGAUUAUGCAAGUACAUGCCCACUUUGAGCUUCAUGAACACCCACUUGGCAAUGUCCAAUCAGAGCCAAGAGUGAAAUGUAAACAUUAAAUAUUUCAAUUGCAUCCAGUCAGCCACAUAUUAUGGUGUUAUACUUAUAUAGUAAUAAGAAUCUAGCUUUUUACAGAGGCAAGCAAACAUCUUAAACUAAAAUUGCUUGGAAAAAGGACAUUCUGGGUGUUUUCAACAGAAAUUAGGUAGAAAACCUGAUGAAAAAAAAAAAUGCAAGUUCACAUUUAAGGUAUUUUGUAGGUAAUUUUGUUGUUCAGGUAGUCCCCGGUUUACGAACGAGUUCCGUUCCUGCAUUGGCGAUGUAACCUAGAUUUCCGUGCAAGUCGGAAUUUACCCUUUAAAUACCUCAGAACACCCUCUAAAUUGAGAAAAAAACAAAAACUAUCCACAAUGUCAGACGGCCGUGUGAUUUGGUGGCUUUAUUCAGCUGCUCAUGACAUCAACACAUGCAGAAUGAAAUUAAAAUAAAAUGAAAUUAAAUCAAUCUCAUCUUCAAUAACAGCAAUUCAAAUUUGUGUUUACAAGUAGCUGCUGAUACAGCAAUACCAAACUGUUAGCGUGUAUUAGUUAGCGUCCGCACAUCAUCAAAAACAAUCCCAUAAACUCGCCCCAAAUAUUUGACCACAAUUUAAAACGCACAAUAAACAGUACAAAAGGGGUUAUAUAUGUAUGUCGCCUUUGGAUGCUUCACCAGCAACAAAAAAAAAACAUAACAAAACAACAACAAAAAAACGAAAACGUAAAAUCGAAAUCGCGUAACCCGGGGACUACCUGUAUUUUGUAGGAAAUUUUGUAACAUUUCCCACUUUGUUAAAUUACAAUGAGGGAUUUUCUGAUUUAUUUUAUGAGACAAAACGUAGCAUCAUCCAAAUAUGUCAUGUAUCAUAUGUUUGAAUUUAGGUUUUCUUUUUUUCCUUUUUUUAAUGUGAUUUUUUUUUUUUUUUUUUUAACUUUUUCAAAAUUAUAUUGUUUUGCAUGGGCCUUUACUUAAUGAGCCUGAUUUUGCCUAAACGUGGAUCUUAAGCUUUAAUUUCUGAUUUGUACAUGUACAUGAUGAUAAAAUUAUACCUCAAUCCUUACACUACUGUUAACCAUUGUUGACUCUGAGUGCAACUGACCUGGUUGUUUCUAAAAUUUCAUUGUGCAGAGGCAUGUAAACCCGGUGUUUUUAUACUGUAGACAGCAUGGUAUUGUUAUAUGGGAUGAAUUACCUUCUAGGAUACUGUGGAUUGUUGGGUUCCUAAUGUUAAGUAACAGCAAGAAUGUUUUUUUCUCCCUGGGUCCUCCUACAGUUGAUGACCUGUCAUAAACCAUUUAAUGUAAGUGAUCAUGACUGUUGUGAUUAGAGACUGUUUUUAUCAAACCGAUUCAUCAAAAUUGUUUCAAAGCUGUCAUUUUUCACAUUCAUUCACUAUAUGCAGGGUUCGUACAGGUCUUUGAAAUCCAUGAAAAUACUUGGAUACUUAUUUUACUGUUUUUUUGUCAAAGUUUGAAAAAUGCUUGAAUUUUGUGUAGGGCUGCAGCUAUCGAUUAUUUUAGUAGUCAACUAAUCGAUGAACUAGUUAGUUCGAAUAAUCGAGUAAUCGGAUGAGGAACAUGAAAAAUUAAAAUACCUGAGCUGAGCCUCAAUGAAAAAGUACAUAAAUAAGGAUCUACAGUGGGGAGAACAAGUAUUUGAUACACUGCCAAAAACCCAUUGGCAGUGUAUCAAAUACUCGUUCUCCCCACUGUAUGUACAACAAAAGAACAAUUGGCUAACUUACAUAGCAAAAUUCCGCUAGCUUAAAUGCUAUAAAACGCUAAGUUUUUUUAAUUUUAAUUUUUAUUCUAUUCGUGAUUAAAUGUGAUUUUUAUGUAUAAUUUUAUUUUCUAUUUCAAUUGUCUUUGUUUUUACGUUCUAUUGAUUUUAAUGUGAUUUUUAUGAUCUUCAUGUGAUGUUAAGCACUUUCAAUUGCCUUGUGUUGAGUUGUGCUAUAUAAAUAAAUUUGCCUUGCCUUGC